Syngnathus acus (greater pipefish) is the source of this 1543-nucleotide messenger RNA. It is a transcript of the gene pigm, whose product is annotated as phosphatidylinositol glycan anchor biosynthesis, class M. The record is from RefSeq and is a predicted model, not a curated record. Gene Ontology annotation, biological process: GPI anchor biosynthetic process. Lineage: Eukaryota; Metazoa; Chordata; Actinopteri; Syngnathiformes; Syngnathidae. Gene Ontology annotation, cellular component: glycosylphosphatidylinositol-mannosyltransferase I complex; membrane. Gene Ontology annotation, molecular function: alpha-1,4-mannosyltransferase activity; GPI mannosyltransferase activity. The transcript has 8 exons. The coding region runs from base 111 to 1334 and encodes 407 amino acids.
ACUUCCGGGUUAUUUUCCGAAUGUAAACAUGACAGCAACAUCACAAUCAAACUGUUUAGAUAUCGGAGCUGCCAACAUAUACUAAUAUAGAAUUCGGUACUUUCAAAUCAAUGGAGAGGCUAAUAUCCAAACUGACAGAGAAACAUGUUCUCUUCGCGGCUUCUUUCACGAUACGUCUUGCCUUGGUCGCUUAUGGUGAUUUCCACGAUAGGACUAUGAUAGUGAAGUACACUGAUAUUGACUAUCACGUUUUCACGGAUGCUGCGAGGUUCACCACUAAGGGCGAGUCGCCGUACAACAGAUCAACCUAUCGAUACACACCACUACUGGCUUGGCUGCUCACUCCUAAUAUUUAUAUCCACAUGGUGUUUGGCAAGCUCUUUUUCAUCGUAUGUGACGUGCUGUCCGGGGUGCUGAUCUACAAAAUCCUUUGCCUACGAGGGCUUAACUCAGAGACAGCACGUCGGGUUUGUUCGCUGUGGCUCCUCAACCCCCUGCCAAUGGCCGUUUCCAGCCGAGGGAAUGCCGAGUCCAUCCUGACUGCUCUGGUGCUGGGGACUCUUCUUUGUAUAGAGAGCCGUCGUAUGACGUGGGCAGCUAUGCUAUACGGCUUGUCUGUUCAUAUGAAGAUCUAUCCCAUCACCUACGCGCUACCUAUUGUUCUGACUCUUCGUUCAGAGGAAGACCCAAAAAAGUGGAGAAGUGUCAUGGGCUUCUUGGGAAGUUUCCUCAACAGGGAGCUGUUGUGUUUCGCAAGUGUGGCCGGAGGUGUUUUUUGUGCUCUCACAGCACUUUUCUAUCACAUGUACGGUUGGAUAUUUCUUCAAGAGACUUACUUGUAUCAUCUAACCAGAAGAGAUAUUCGACAUAACUUCUCUCCAUACUUCUACAUGCUCUACCUAACUGCAGACAGCAGGUGGAGCCAGUGGCUUGGCCUGGCGGCAUUCCUUCCGCAGUUGAUUCUCCUGUUGGUAACGUCAUGGGCUUUUCACCGUGACCUAACCUUUUGCUGUUUCCUACACACGGCCAUCUUUGUCACUUUCAACAAAGUCUGCACGUCACAGUACUUCCUUUGGUACCUGAGUUUACUUCCUCUUGUCAUCCCUUAUUUGAGUCUCUCACUGAAACAAGGAGUGGGACUUCUGUUCCUCUGGUUUGCUGGACAGGGUGUAUGGUUGGUCCCGUCUUACUUUCUGGAAUUUGAGGGCCACAACGCCUUUUUGUUCAUCUGGCUCGCCGGGCUGCUCUUUCUGAUUGUUAACUGCUUCAUCUUGGUGCAGCUCAUCGUACAUUACAAACCAAAAGUGAACCUGAAGACACUGAAGUUCGAAUAACCUUGCAUGAAUGUGCAAGAACUUUUUUAUAUUUUUGUGAUUGCAGCCUCAGGAUUAAGACUGACAAGAUUAUUUGUUUGCAAUUUUUUUUUAAACACUUGUUUUCUCACCUAAAUUAUGCUGUUUUGUGAUGGGCAAACUGCAAUAUACAUUUUGUGUGUGUGUUUAUAAUAAUCAAUACUUUUUAUAAUAAUAAAAAAUACACCCCA